UCUUCAAUUAUAGAGGGUCUCUCGAUCUCUCUGUCCACUGCAAACAACUGGAGAGAGAGAGAGAGAGAGAGAGAGAGAGAGAGAGAGAGGUGGGGGUUCUUGGAGAUUGGUUAAAAUGGGAAGGAGUCCUUGUUGUUCAAAAGAUCAGAGCUUGAAUAGGGGAACAUGGACAGCUAUUGAAGACAAAAUACUCAAAGGAUACAUCAAAAUUCAUGGCGAAGGAAAAUGGAGAGACCUUCCCAAAAGAGCUGGGCUUAAGAGAUGUGGGAAGAGUUGCCGGCUAAGGUGGUUGAAUUACCUAAGACCUGAAAUUAAGAGAGGCAACAUAACCAAUGAUGAAGAGGAGCUAAUUAUCAGGCUUCACAAACUCUUGGGAAACAGAUGGUCUCUGAUAGCUGGGCGGCUUCCUGGACGAACAGACAAUGAAAUCAAGAAUUACUGGAACACCAACAUUGGAAAGAAAGUACUCUUAGGUCACCCCAACACCGCCUCAAAACGUAGAUCAUCAUCAUCAAAUCAAGCACAAGAAAAGCCAAACCCCACCAAAGCGUCAGCUGUAAUCGAACCACCAAAAGCAGAUACAGGCGCUUCAUGUGCCGUGAUACGUACAAAGGCAAGAAGGUGCACCAAAGUUAUCCUGAUCAGUACCUCGGGGUCACAAGAACCACAUGAUCAUCAGCAGCAGCAGCGGCCGUUUGGCACCAAGCCAGUCGUCUUUGAACAUCCCUCUUUAGUUCUUGAUGAGUAUCACCACACAGUUGAAUUUUCAAAGUACAAUUUGGAAGAAAAUCAUUUAUCCAACUUCAUGAUGGAUUUUGAGAUUGACAAAAGUUUCCUGUCAGGGACUCUGAUGAGCACGGAUUUCUCGGAGCUAUCUUGUUUUCAAAACAAAAACAAUAAUGACGGUGGUGUUAGUAUUACUACCUGUCAUGAUAAAGACCAUUCUUCACCAACAUUUAUUGAUCAUGCCCCCUUGGUUUCUAAAGAAACAGAACUGCAUGGGUCGGAGGAUUGUCAACUUAUGGCUCCUCUGACUGAGUCUGAGUACUUGGACUGGCUCUGUGUGUCUAAAGAUAUAUUGCAUGGUUCCGAGGUAAAUUCUGAUGAUCAGUUUAAAUUAACCUAGAUUAUUUCUGAAAUGUGUAUAACCCUACUUUGGGUGGAAAAAAGCUAAAUAUGGUCGGCCAGCGUAGCCGUAGGGAAACUGCUGCUGAUGUGGAAAAUGAAGCGCACCGUUUAUGUAUAUAGCUUUGACUUGUACAGACUCUCUCUCCCGCCCACACACUUAGGUUGGGUUUAAGUACCCAAACGCAGCCUUAGUGUCUUCUCUCAGUUCAAUCAAUGGCGUUUUUAUAUGUAUAAAGACAAUGAAAACCCAAGAGACAAAAGUGCAGACCAUUCCUGGCGCAAAUCAAAGUUUCUGAUA
Carya illinoinensis is the source of this 1426-nucleotide messenger RNA. Its product is annotated as transcription factor MYB1-like. Lineage: Eukaryota; Viridiplantae; Streptophyta; Magnoliopsida; Fagales; Juglandaceae. The record is from RefSeq and is a predicted model, not a curated record. The transcript is spliced from 3 exons. Bases 116 to 1126 code for a protein of 336 amino acids.